Molecule: messenger RNA, 4399 nt
Organism: Hippoglossus stenolepis (Pacific halibut)
Lineage: Eukaryota; Metazoa; Chordata; Actinopteri; Pleuronectiformes; Pleuronectidae
Gene: lrch4
Product: leucine-rich repeats and calponin homology (CH) domain containing 4
Exons: 18
Coding region: 240-2417 (725 amino acids)
Molecular function (GO): protein binding
Source: RefSeq, a predicted model, not a curated record
CUGAAAGAUUGACAGCUCGCAGCGCUCCGCUCCAGUAGAAGAAGACAACUCCCGCGGAGGAACAGCCACUACGCACGCUCACAGAUACAGUUCCCCCUGAUUUCUCGGAUUUCACCGUGUACUUUCACACAAGUUUGCCGGCGGGGCGCUCGGUUUGGACCGCAUGAGGACCUGCGGGGUAUGAACGCGGCGCGGACGCCUCAAACAAAGUAGAAGAGGAGGCAGAGCCGUGCCACUCGAUGGCUGCGGGGGAUGGAGCCCUGCCGGCCACCGUAGCGGCCAGCCGGAGCGUGGAGAAGGCGCUGGAGGAGGCUGCGGCGAGCGGGGCGCUCAACUUGGCCACCCGCAAACUGAAGGAGUUUCCCCGCAGCGCCCGCAACUACGACCUGUCCGACAUCACACACGCAGACCUGUCUAAGAACCGUCUCUGUGAGUUGCCGGAGGAGCUCUGUCAGUUCAUCUCUCUGGAGACACUGAGCCUUUACCACAAUGGGAUGCGUUCAUUGUCCUCCAGCCUGGGCAACCUCCAGGCUCUCACCUACCUCAACCUCAGUCGUAAUCUCCUGUCCAGUUUACCCCCGUCGGUGUUUCAGCUUCCUCUCCUGCGAGUGCUCAUCGUCAGCAACAACAAGCUGUCUUCGCUGCCCGCCUCCAUACACUCCCUCACACACCUCCGACAGCUGGAUGCAAGCUGCAAUGAGCUGCAGUGUUUGCCUGCAGAGCUCGGUCAGCUGGAGUGUCUGAGGGACUUAAACCUGAGGAGGAACCAGCUCACCACACUGCCUGAAGAAAUAUCCGAGCUCCCUCUUGUCCGGCUCGACGUGUCCUGCAACCGCAUUUCCCACGUGCCCUUGUGCUACCGCCACCUGCGACAUCUCCAGAGCAUUAUGCUGGACAACAACCCGCUGCAAAUGCCGCCUGCGCAGAUCUGCUCCAAGGGCAAAUACCACAUCUUCAAGUACCUCAACAUGGAGGCGUGCAAGAGGAGCCAGGAGGAGCUGGAGAGACACCUGAGACCCACUGGAUUCAACAGCUGCCUGUCAGACCAUGAGCUGUUCACAGGUCAGUUUGGUGGACUGGACUCUGGCUUCAACAGUGUGGACAGCGGCAGCAAGAGAUGGUCUGGGAAUGAGUCAGCAGACGACUUCUCAGAGCGUUCCCUCCGCUUGGCUGAGGUCAGCAGAGACCAGAGGAACCUGGAGGAGGAGGAGGAGGAGGAAGAGGAGGACGGAUCUCCUCAGGAAGCGAACAAAGUGAAUGGCGAGGCUGAGCAGGUGGACUUCAUUGACAGCAGUGUAACGGAGGAAGAGGAGGAGGAGGAGAUCAGGCUGGAUCCACGCAUACCUCCUCUGGAUCAGAAUGAGAAAACGUCACCGUCUCAAACCCAGGACUCAACAACGUGCAGAUCCAGCCUCCGCGUGGAGGUGGUCCCCCCGUCGUCGCCCUCCUCAUCUCCCCUAUCCCCCUCCAGCCCCACCCUGGAGGAACGCAGGAGGCCGGGAACCCUGCUCAUCUGGCAGGAGAGAGAGCGGCUGCAGCAGCAGAGAGAGAAAGCCAGUUUGCUGAAGUCAUCGACCAAAACAGGAAGUCACGUGGCCACGGCACCGCAGGCAGGAAGUAGCUCGGCUGGUGGAUCUCCAGAGAACAGCAGCUCCCUCUCAGGCAUGCGGCAGAGAUGUGCAAGCGCUGAACAGAUGGGCCCAUUGUCUCCAUCAGUACUUCUACCGCGCUCCAGCAGUAGACCAGAUGUCCUGCCCUCCCCGAAGACGUCUCCUCCACCUGGUCAGACCCAUAAACCCAACAGCUUCCUGUUCCGCACCUCCUCCCGCAGCAAUGUCAAACCCACAGGCUCCAUCUUUACUCUGGGCGAGUCUGGCAGAAGUGAGUCUCGCACGACGCUGCGUUCUCCUAAAGAGGAGAGACAAGACAUCACAUAUCUACGCAAGACUCUGGAGUCUCGGCUGAAGAUCAUAUUGCCGGAGGAUCUGGGUGAGGCCUUAUCCAACGGCACCAUCCUCUGCCAGCUGGUUAACCAGAUUCGACCACGCUCCGUAUCAAUCAUCCACAUUCCCUCCCCAGCAGUGCCAAAACUUAGUUCAGCAAAGUGUCGACUCAACGUGGAGAACUUCAUCACCGCUUGUCGCAAGCUGGGAGUCCCUGAGACCGAUGUGUGUGCGUGCUCUGAUGUGCUUCUAUGUAAGCUGCCCGCUGUGCUGCGUUGUGUGGCAGCCCUGCUGGCCGCGGAGGGGGGUGGAAUGGCGGAGGACCACUCCCCUUGCCACUCCUCGCCUUCGUCUUCAUCGCCCUCGUCCUCGUCCUCGUCUUCGUCUUCGUCGCUGCUGUCCACAGAUUUCCUGCUCUUCUACUGUGCGGUCAUGGCCCUGCUCUACGUCGUCUACUGCUACCUUCUCCCCUAGAGGAGACACACACAACACAAAGUACUUGCAUAGUCACAGCUCUACACACAUAGUGAACACACGCAUACGUGGAAACUGAAAUGUGUGGGGCAGUCACAGUUGCUAUGUGUGAGGCCAACACACAGCCGCUCUCCCAGCUGUCAUCUCAGACAAUACGCCGCACUGUGUGUGUGUGUGGAUGUGAGAGCGUGUGUGUGUUUUUUCAGUUUACAUACUCUGUGACUUUAGAGCAGAUGUCUUAAGUCCUGAGAGUGUGUGUUGGGAUGUUGGAGCCAUACAGAGCAUGCUGCAGAGCACCUUUAAAUAGAAUACACUACACACAGCUCCAUUUCAACCUUUUUAAGGAAUAGAAAGCACUAAUGUGAUGGACAGAUACUGUAUGAGAGUAGAUGAGCAGUGAAAUGCCUUAGCCUAGAUUAGCCUUCACUCAGUAACACUGUAAAUCUGAGGUAGAGGUGCUCGGAGGCAAAAAGGAUCUCAGUGGCCGGGACAUGACUAGGCAGAGCGAAGGAAGCACAAACAUUUACACGGAACACCUUUAAUGCAUUUUACCAACGCCCCCUCGUAGAUAAGCAGCAGACACAGUAUAUAACCUGAUCAGGGCCAAAUCAUUCCCAGUCCGUACUGGAAGAUCCUCCUCAACAACUUAAUAUGUUGCACAAUAUCCACAACAAAACAUGGAGACAUGCAAGGUAGUUUUGUUAAUGUUGAGAUCAGAGCCCCUUAAAGCAGCAACAAGCACAAGUUCUUUACUUUGGCCCUGUUCAAACCUGGUGUUGGCAUCAGAUCUAAGAUGUGUUGUCAUUGCUACCUGUGUGCGUUCACACCUCAACUUAAAGCUGUCCACGUUAAUCGUACUUCAUACGCUGACACACACAACUAAAUGCCAACAUAUGCAGCAGCCAUCGAGCCCAUAUGGAUCCAUAGUUAACUUUAAAGCUGCAUUAGUUAUUAUAACUUGCAGGCAAUACAGCAAGUUGCAUAAACACAACCUGUGACCCAUCACCUUUUAAAACUGACAUGGUUGACACGUCACACCACAGAGAGAAACUUACGCAUUCAUAUGGAGUCAGUGUAACAUCUGCUGUAAACAUCUGCCUGCGGCCGUGAGACUGAACCACAUGGGUCAAGUUAUUUGCAAUGAGCUAAAGGCUUAAUGCUUAAAUUCACUUUUUCAAAUUCCCACAAUCAUUUCAUCCAUUGCCCAUAUAAGAAAUAUUGAUAAGUGCAGCUUUGAGGCUCAACACAGUUGUUGCGUUGUGUAAAAGGUGUUUGUUAAAACUUGGGUUUGCCUUUCAAAGCCUGUUCUAUCAGAUAAGAUGACGUCCUACUUACAAACCUAAUUGCUGAGUUCUGGGCUUGUGGCAGAAUCAUCAACCAAACGCGAGCAGUCGGACCUGCGUGUAGAACCGAGUUAGGAAACAGUGAUAAAUCUCAGGGGGUCAGCAGGAUGCGUCAGUACCUUAUCUAAAAGCUCCUGGUUCUAGUCAGUACUGACAGAACUGACAACAUAUUCCAGAAAAGUGUGGAAUGCUGGAUAGAUUUUUUUUGAAUUUUGUAUUCUUCCACAUCACAAGACUGUUGUUCAUCAGCUUUGCUCACCGAGCCACUGAGAUCCCUUCUGCCCUGAGAUCACAGUUACAGCCUAAACUCCAGUCCGCGUGUUUGCAGGCGUUCUCCUCGUCCUGCCAGAGCAGCUGUUCAAGAAACCUGUUGAAGACUGAAUAGUGAAUGUGAUUUUUCUUGUUUUAUUUUUAGCAUUGAGGCAGGUGCAGGUUAGUUCAAAUGGACCGUGGAUGUUUAGUAAUGUUAUAUCUCACGCUGCAAUGGGACAGCGAGACAAAUGAUACAGUGCCUCUUACUGAAUGAACACUGACCACUUGCAGACUGUACUAGUGUCUGCUAUGUUAACUGUGAGCAGCAGGGGGCAAUGUCGCUUCAUCAACCCUCCCCAAAGCUUCAUGCGUCCCAGACGGUACAAC